Messenger RNA from Nezara viridula (southern green stink bug), 1077 nucleotides. The record is from the annotation of a GenBank genome assembly. Lineage: Eukaryota; Metazoa; Arthropoda; Insecta; Hemiptera; Pentatomidae.
AUGACACAGGCUGACUCACAAAGAGAUGCGAGAUAACUGAAGUUUCCUGCAAGUCAGCAUGAGUCCACCCAAACUGGACGAGAUAGGAGGGCUUACAGGAUCAAACGGGGAACAAUCGAAUUCAGGGGAGACGUUGAUGGGAGGACGGCAUUAAGACUGAUCUGGCAGAUUUGGGGAUACGCGGCCGACGGAGAGCGAUAUGUAGCUUAUAAUGCCGGGACCGUACCCGCACGAACGCGGAGGAUUAUCGUCGUACAUACUGAUCCGGCACAGAGCCAGGUAGCUAAUGAACAGGUGAAGUGUGGGCUGGUAAUUGGGGAAGCCAUAUUGUUAGCCUGCCUUGAGGAGCUGCACCAUCUUGUGAUCCACAAGAGACCUGAUAUUGUGUUAAUUGACGGCAACAUUAAGGUGGCUGAAAUUAUAGAUAUUGCUGUGCCAAAUGACGGAAACAUUAACUCAGUCUGUGCAGAAAAAAUUCGGAAAUAUCAAGGUCUAGCAGCUGAGUUAAAAAGUUUGUAUAAACUUUAUAAAGUAACCGUUAGGGGCAUUGUGAUCUCCAGCAAUGGCCUGAUACCGGUGUCUACUGUGGAAGCCACUGACAGGCUGGGCCUCCCAACUCAUGUAAUAAAGGAAGCUCAGAAAGCGGUGCUGCUGAAUACUGCCAGAAUUGGAGGCCCUUUUACCUCUGGCUCGAUCAUAGAUAAACCUGUUAGGGCAGAUUGUCUCGCUACGGCGCUAACACUCUUAGCAGUUCGAUCAACCUAUAUAAUGAAUAUUUCGCCGAGAGCUGAGAGCCAGAUAGCGGGUCCAAUCCCGAAGACUUCCUCUCCCAGGAUGGCUUUUCAAUUAGGACCCGGGAACCUCCGCUGGAGUGGAAGAUCAUUUUUAAUGAAGGAGCGAGGGAGCGGCUGGUGCCUGAACCCUAACCACCCCAAGGCCUCCCCCCCCCCUUCACCAUAUCACAAUCCCUUCAAAGGAGUCAAUAUUUGCGAUAAUAUCGUAGGGCCUGUUCUUGACAAUGGAUACGAUUCGAACAAAGAAAGAAAAAAAACGAGGCCUGAAGAUGAGAAUAGUUGA